Molecule: messenger RNA, 840 nt
Organism: Paramecium tetraurelia
Lineage: Eukaryota; Ciliophora; Oligohymenophorea; Peniculida; Parameciidae
Exons: 2
Source: RefSeq, a predicted model, not a curated record
AUGAACAAAACUAUUGAUUGUUUUGGCAGAGCAGAAAAUCUAAUAAUUCAUGAAAGACCACUUACAAUAAGUUACAUUGAUGAAAAUAGCCCACAAAAACUUUGCAAUCUCUCAUUACUACUUGCAUCUUAAAAAGCCCAAAAGAAUCAAAAACAUCCUAGAAGAUCCUUUUAUCAAGCCACUUUAAAAGAUUAUUAACAUUAAGCCAACGUUCCUACUAGAUCUCCCCCCAUUUUAUAAAUAUAACUAUAAAAUUACUAAUUCACAUAAAAAACAACGAAAUCGACAAAAAAUUAAUCCAGUAAAUAAUAGGGAACUAAAUAUAAGUCACUUUCUCUCAAUGAAUGCAACUACAGUGAUAUUUUAAAGAGAAUAGAGUUGAAGAAAUCAUAGCUUGAGAAGAUGUAUCCCAGCAAAGAAAAGUGCAAAACACAAACUUUUAGAACUGAGAAAAUAGAAGAUGGUUGUUAAACAUAGAAACUACCAACAGAAGCCAAUGUUUAAUCAAACAAAACUAAAAAACACUAAGAAUUUUUGAAUUAUAGACUAGCACAGUCACGAAUUGGAUCGUCGUUUAAAAAUAAAAGAACAACAAUUCCAUUUCAAGCUAUGCCUCUGUCUUUGGGGUUGAAUAUUGAGAAAUGUAGAAUUGAACAAAGAUUGACUCAAUCACCAUUCUCCGUUAGAGCAAGUUAAAUUAAAAGCAUAAAAACUUGUAGUGUAAGAAGUAAAGAUUAAAGGUCAAUGACUUAAAAACCAAUUGAUUAAUAAUUUUGCUUUAAGAAAUAAUCAUCAAUACCUAUAGCGAAGUGGGAUAAUUCUGAUUUGGAAUUAGAUUGA